Molecule: messenger RNA, 361 nt
Organism: Corapipo altera (White-ruffed manakin)
Lineage: Eukaryota; Metazoa; Chordata; Aves; Passeriformes; Pipridae
Product: cilia- and flagella-associated protein 45-like
Exons: 2
Source: RefSeq, a predicted model, not a curated record
AUCCUCCUGAACGCCAAGUGCCACAUGAUCCGGGACAGGCAGGUCCUGGAGAAGCGGCUCAUCCGCCGGGAACUGGCGGAGGAGGAGAAACGCCUGGAAAAGCUCAUGGAGACGGAGCGGGAAAAGGGCCUCUGGAUCCAGGAGGAGCUGAAGCGCCGCAGGAAGGAGCAGCUCGACAGGGUGAAGCAGGAGGUGCUGGAGCAACUGGAGCAGAGGGAUGGGACUGGGAUGGAUCCAAAGGGAAUGUUCCCAUUCCCAAAUUCCAGGACGAAGCAGGAAUUGCUGGAGCAGCUGGAGCAGAGGGCACUGGGAUGGGACUGGGAUGGAUCCAAAGGGAACAUUCCCGAAUUCCCAGGACAAA